UUCCUUUUAGACUGACUUCAGACUUUUCUUCUCCUUCUCCCUCUUAACUCUUUUAUUACACAGCAAAAUGAAAACCCAAAGUAGGUCUCCUUGGAUUUGUUUCUUUAGCUUCCUCCUUUGUAAAACUUUCCAUAUGAAGGGAAUAUUCUUCUCAUAACCAUUUUUUUGUCUUUUUGGUCCUUAGAAUUUUGAUUGGUUUUAUGGGGAAAUUUUCAAAGUUUGGUUCUUGUUGUGGGAAAAUGUUGAAAAGUAUGGAUUUUCUGAGUUAAAAGGGAAGUAAAAGUUUUUUCCGGAGGGGAAAGAUUGAAGCUUGUUAAUCUUGUUGGUGUUAGCUGAAAUGGGUGGAAGAAAAAAGAGAGGUUUGAUAAAUGUUGAUGAAGUUGUGGACUUUUUCAACAAUAUCAUAGUGGAGAAACCUUAUCUCCCUUUGUUGAUCCCUUUGAUUUUGAUCUUCUGGGCUAUAGAGAAAUGGUUUUUCUCUUUAUCCAAUUGGGUUCCUCUUGUUCUUGCCGUUUGGGCAACUAUCCAGUAUGGUAAUUAUCAUCAUCGAAUGGUUGUUGAAGAUUUGAAUAAAAAGUGGAAGCGAGUUAUACUAAGUACAUCGCCAAUAACACCAUUGGAGCACUGUGAGUGGCUAAACAAGCUUUUAAUGGAGAUAUGGUCCAACUUCAUGAAUCCAAAGCUUUCAUUAAGGUUUCAAUCCAUUGUUGAGAAACGCUUGAAACAUCGCAAAUCACGGCUUAUUGAAAAAUUAGAAUUGUUGGAGUUUUCACUAGGUCCAACUCCACCUUGCUUGGGUCUUCAUGGGACUCGCUGGUCAACUUCUGGUGAUCAGCGAGUUAUGCGCUUGGGUUUUGACUGGGACACAACAGACAUCAGCAUCAUGUUGCUUGCCAAGGUGGCCAAACCAUUUUUUGGAACUGCAAAGAUUGUUAUAAAUAGCCUUCACAUCAAGGGUGAUCUUCUCUUGAUGCCUAUUCUGGAUGGGAAAGCAAUUUUAUACUCGUUUUUAUCUACUCCUGAAGUAAGGUUAACAGUUGCCUUUGGCAGUGGGGGAAGCCAAUCACUACCUGCAACAGAGCUGCCUGGUGUUUCUUCUUGGUUGGUUAAACUUUUGAGUGACACCUUAGCUAAGACAAUGGUUGAACCUCGCCGUCAAUGUUUCUCAUUACCAGCUGUAGAUUUAAGGAAGAAGGCUGUUGGUGGUAUUAUUUAUGUGACAGUCAUUUCUGCAAGUAAACUUUCUAGGAGUAGCUUGAGAGGAAGCCUAUCAAGAAGGCAACCAAGUUUUGCUGUAGAUGGUUUACAAGAGUACUGUGAAGAUCAAGAUCUACAGACAUUUGUUGAAGUUGAGUUAGGAGCAUUAACCAGAAGAACAGAUGUGAGGCCAGGCUCCAGCCCUCAAUGGGAUUCAACAUUUAACAUGGUUUUACACGACAAUACUGGAACUGUUCGAUUCCACCUGUAUGAGCGUACUCCUGGCAGUGUGAAGUAUGACUAUCUAGCAAGUUGUGAGAUUAAGAUGAAGUAUGUUACAGAUGAUUCGACCACCUUUUGGGCAAUAGGACCAGAGUCUGGUGUAAUAGCCAGGCAUUCUGAAUUUUGUGGCAAAGAAGUCGAAAUGGUUCUUCCAUUUGAAGGGGUCAAUGCAGGGGAGCAGUUGGCAGUGAGGCUUGUGGUAAAAGAAUGGCAAUUUUCUGAUGGUUCUCUUAGCUUCAACAACUUCGUUGUCAGUUCACAACCAUCGCUGAAUGGUUCGUCAAAUUUCCUUUCAAGAACUGGAAGGAAAAUUAAUGUAACUGUUGUGGAAGGGAAGGAUCUUAUUACAAAAGACAAAUCUGGAAAGUGUAACCCAUAUGUUAAGUUGCAGUAUGGAAAGGUUCUCCAGAAAACAAAGACAGCACAUUCUUUUAAUCCAAUUUGGAAUCAGAAGUUUGAGUUUGAUGAAAUAGGAGGUGGUGAAUACCUGAAGAUAAAAUGCUACACUGAAGAGGUCUUUGGAGAUGACGGCAUUGGUUGUGCACGUAUAAGUCUUGAGGGACUGAUAGAAGGGUCAGUGAGGGAUGUGUGGGUCCCUCUUGAGAAAGUGAAUUCCGGAGAACUAAGGAUCCAGAUAGAAGCAGUUAGCAUCGAUGGCUGUGAAGGAUCAAGGGGUUCUGCAUAUCCUGGCAAUGGUUGGAUUGAACUUGUGCUUGUUGAAGCAAGAGACUUAGUAGCCGCUGAUCUAAGGGGGACAAGUGAUCCAUAUGUGAGGGUGCAGUAUGGAAACUUGAAGAGACGAACGAAGGUUAUGUACAAAACAUUGAAUCCUCGCUGGCAUCAAACUUUGGAAUUCCCUGAUGAUGGUAGUCCUUUAGAGUUGCAUGUGAAAGACCACAAUGCCUUGCUACCAACAUCUAGCAUAGGGGAUUGUGUUGUAGAAUAUCAGAGACUGCCACCAAAUGAGAUGUCUGACAAGUGGAUACCGCUUCAAGGGGUCAAAAGGGGAGAGAUUCAUGUUCAAGUUACGAGAAAAGUUCCAGAACUAGAGAAGAGACCUAGUCUGGACCCUGAACCAUCUUUAACAAAAGCACGUCAUAUAUCAAGCCAGAUGAAGCAAAUGAUGAUCAAACUUCAAUCUUUAAUUGAGGAUAGCAACCUUGAAGGAAUCUCAACUCCAUUGAGUGAACUAGAAACUCUUCAAGAUAUGCAAGAAGAAUACAUGGUACAGCUUGAAACUGAGCAGAUGCUUCUACUCAACAAGAUAAAGGAGCUUGGUGAGGAAAUUAUGAACUCAUCACCUUCUCUAACCAGAAGACUUUCUCGAAGUUGAGGCAAAUCUUUACUUUCUGAAUUUACACGUUAAGAUUAUUUUUCUACCAAUAAAGUUUUGCUUAGACAGAAAACCUUAUAGGUAAGAUCAUGUAUACCACACUUACCUAAUAAUCAUCAUAGAACAUUCCAGCUCCCUUCUGUGUAGUUGUAUAUGGGUGCAUAAUCUAUUUUUUGGCAGCAAAUGAAGAAUAGGCAUCAAGCUUCAUAGUACUUGCCCUCCUUUUGAAUUUCUGUUGCUAAGCAAUGUGGAUCUAUCUUCCUGUUUAGCAAGCAUGCUACAUGAUGGACAGCUAACCAAGUCAUUAGAAGAUGUAAUGGUGGGUGAUUUUUCACCUCUGUGAUGCUUAUGAAGAAAGAAGAAUCUCAAUCGCAAGAACAUUGCAUCUUGAUCUUUGUGUUUAGAUGUUAAGACUGUCUUAGUGCUCUCCUUUUUUUUUUUUUUUUUAAACAUUUCCUAGCUUGUAGAUGCACUCGCAAGGUUUCAAGUAAUUUUCGACCUAUAAGUUUCCUUCUAAAACAGUGAUGGAUGCUGCUUUUUCAUUGAGCAACUUACCAUUGGGACUGAAGCAUAUUAUUAUAUAAUUGUUUCAAUUAAGGUAUGUAUUGUUACUUACGAUUUUGGCAGUCUAACAAGCAUCUAUGCUGCAAAUAUUGAAUUCACCAAAGUUGUACGUUUGUGGAAUGCAUGUUUGAGCUGAAAUCUGUAGGUGAACUCUGUGGUUAUGCAACCAUUGCAAAUGGCUAAUGCCUCUUCAAGUGGUUCAAAUAUGCAAAUGGUAGCCGGGUUAAAGUCCUAAAUAAAUUUGAUUAAUUUAGGCUGCAAGUCAUAAAUUCCAAUAAUCAUAAUUUAAUCCCUGAUACCUCAAACCAAAAAAGUAGAAAGGGCAUUUUUUUUUUAAGGCAAAAGCAAUAUGCACUAAUAAGCAAUACAUAAUCCAUAACUAAUGGGAAAUUUUAAUCACAGUGAAUAAUGCUUAC
Molecule: messenger RNA, 3792 nt
Organism: Durio zibethinus
Lineage: Eukaryota; Viridiplantae; Streptophyta; Magnoliopsida; Malvales; Malvaceae
Product: synaptotagmin-5-like
Molecular function (GO): lipid binding
Source: RefSeq, a predicted model, not a curated record